Molecule: messenger RNA, 3753 nt
Organism: Triticum dicoccoides
Lineage: Eukaryota; Viridiplantae; Streptophyta; Magnoliopsida; Poales; Poaceae
Product: disease resistance protein RGA5-like
Exons: 7
Coding region: 445-3273 (942 amino acids)
Biological process (GO): defense response to other organism
Molecular function (GO): ADP binding
Source: RefSeq, a predicted model, not a curated record
GACAGUACCCACAUUUACUGCUGAGCCUGAGUGAAUCUGCAAGCGUAUCGAGACGAGAUGACCACAGCCACAAAUCACUCCAGAUCCACAAUAAUACUUGCUGCUUCUCUCCUUGGUCUCUGGCUCUCUGCGGCGACUUUUAGAGGUGGUCUCCUCCCAAUCUGCGACGGUGACGGCGACGGCGCCAAAGGGCUGGAUCUGUUGAACACUCUCGCUUAGCAGAGGGCAUUGCCAACUGGAGGAGAAGAGUUGCUGCUCAGUGUUGGAGGGGAUGUGGAUUUAUAACGUGCACAACUGGAAAUAUUCUCCACUAGUUCAUCUUGGGUAGCCGUUGCAAAGGACUCUGCGAAUUGGAUACGAAGAGCUGCUGUUCAGGAAGUUCAACCCAAGGACGGUGCUAUAGUGGUGUGUAGAUCGGGAGCAAAGACAAAUAAACGUUGACAUAUGGAGGCUGCUACUGGGGCGUUGAGCCCUGCCCUGCGUAAGCUCGGUGAGCUGCUCGCUGGAGAAUACAACCUGGAGAAGCGAGUAAAGAAAGGUGUACAAUCACUUCGUACAGAACUGGAGAUGGUGCACGCCGUACUUCGUGAGGUUGGCAAGAUGCCACUGAAUCAGCUCCAGGAGCCGGUCCAGAUUUGGGCUGGCAAGGUGAGAGACCUGUCUUGCGACAUGGAAGACGCUGUUGACGACUUCCUGGUGCGUGUGGGUGAGGGUUCAGGCAGCAAGCCAACGGACAUGAGGAGUCGAAUCAAUAAGUUCCUCAAGAAGACCACCAAACUGUUUGGUAAGGGCAAAGCACUUCAUCAAAUCUGUGAUGCCAUCAAAGAAGUUCAGGAUCUUGCCAAGGAGUUGGUUGAGCUGCGUAAAAAGUAUGAGCUUGACAUGUUUAGCUCUACCAACGGUGCUACCAUUGACCCUCGUGUGUUAGCUCUACAAAAAGAUGUAGGGGAGCUUGUUGGACUUGACCGCACAAGGGAUGAACUUAUUAAAACACUGAUUUGUGAGAACGGGAGUUCCAAGGAGCACUUGAAGACAAUCUCUAUUGUUGGUGUUGGUGGCCUAGGCAAGACAACCCUCACCAAAGUAGUUUUCGAGACGAUCAAAGUCCAAUUUGAUUGUGCAGCUUUUGUCCCGGUGGGUCAGAACCCAGAUAUCAGGAAAUUUUUCAAAGACCUACUCUAUGGCCUCGACAAAGAGAAGUUCAAAGACAUUCAUAAUACAACAAGAGAUGAGAAAUUACUCAUGGAGGAAAUCAGUGAAUUCCUUCUGGAUAAGAGGUACCUCGUCGUAAUUGAUGAUAUAUGGGAAGAAGAAAUAUGGAGAUGUAUAAAUUGUGCUUUGUGUAAAAACAAACUCAAUAGUCGGGUAAUCACAACAACCCGUAAUAUGAGUGUGUCUGAAGCAUGUCUCUCUUCCAGUGAUGACAUGAUUCACCAAAUGAAACCUCUUUCUGAUGAAGAUUCACAGAUACUCUUCAAUAGAAGAAUAUUUCAAAGCAAAGAGAAAUGUCCAGAAGAUUUGCAAGUAGUAUCGAGAGAUAUAUUGAAGAAAUGUGGGGGUGUACCAUUGGCCAUCAUUACAAUAGCUAGCCUCCUGGUUAGUAACCAAAAGAUAAAGCAAAAAGAUGAAUGGGUGCAUGUGUGCAAUUCGAUGGGCCGUGGACUUACACAAGGUGGUAUUGUGAAGGACAUGAAGAGGAUAUUAUCACUCAGCUAUUAUGAUUUGCCAUCCCAUCUGAAGCCUUGUUUAUUAUACCUAAGCAUCUUUCCUGAAGACUCUGAGAUUGAGAGAGAUUGGUUGAUAUGGAGGUGGCUUGCAGAAGGUUUUAUCCAGUGUGACAAAGAAGAAAGCAAGUGUGACAAAGAAAAAAGCAGGCUAUUUGAGAUCGGAGAGAGCUACUUCAACGAGCUCAUGAAUAGGAGCUUGAUCCAGCCUGCGAAAACCAAUGAUGAAGGAGUGGUAGUAACUUGCCAUAUACAUGAUAUGGUGCUUGACCUUAUAUGCUCACUGUCAAAUGAGGAGAAAUUUGUCUCCAUGUUGGAUAAUGUUCAGUGGCAUGCACCUAAUCUGCAAAAGAAAUUUCGCAGGCUAUCACUUCAUAAUAUCAACGCAAAGGUUCAGAACCAUCAGUUUGAUAGCACUAGCCUGGCAAAAGUGAGGACCUUUGCUGUUUUCUCUCCUGUUACCUGUGAUUGGUUGCCAUCUCUCUCAAGCUUCCAAUUUUUACGUGUGCUGGAUCUUGGAAAUUGUGGAAGCCGUGAAAGUAGCUCUGGUAUCAGUCUCAAGUAUGUGGGGAAUUUUAUUCACCUAAGGUACCUAGGGCUCGAGGAUGCAGAUGUUUGCAAACUCCCAAUGGACAUAGGCAAGUUGCAGCUUUUGCAGACACUGGAUGUAAGAGACACUAGUAUAAAAGAAUUACCUGCAAGUGUUAUUCAGCUCAGAAAUUUGAUAUGCCUAUGUGUCAAUUCGGAGGUGAGGCUGCCAAAAGGAAUGGGGAACCUGACAUCCCUCGAAGUGCUAGAACAAGUAGGCUUAUCCUCAUCUCCUCACAUUGUGAAAGAGCUGAGGCAUCUGACAGAGGUUAGGAGUAGGACACUCAGUGUUGACUGUGAUAACAUGGACGAGGAUUUGAUUGAUGUAUUAAUCGAGUCUCUAGGCAACCUGCACAAAUUGCAAAAUCUACGUAUUGUUUAUUGCGGCAGAUUGAUAGAUCGCAUGUGUGAAAGCUGGGUGCCCCCUCCAAACCUCCGUAGUUUUGUUUCACGGGGCAGCUCCUAUUCUCCUUCGUGGUUCUCGCGACUUCCGAAGUGGAUUAAUUCAAGUUUGCUUCCCCACCUCUCCCGCCUGGAAAUAGAUGAACUGCAAGGGGAUGACAUUCAGAUCAUUGGGAUGCUGCCUGCUCUUCGGUUUCUGCGGCUGCGUGCAAGUCGCGUGAUGGGAACGUUGGUUGUGAGGGCCGAUGCAUUCCCAUCUGCGAGAUGCUGCAUCUUCAGAGGGUUUCCGACGGGGCCGUGCCUUUUCCCACCUGGAGCUAUGCCAAGGGUUCAGCACCUUGUGUUCAAGGUCUCCGCACCGUCGAUCGCAAGCGGUGAGGUUGACUGCGGCCUGGGGCACCUCCCUUCUCUCGAGCAUGUUCAGGUUUGUCUGGAGCGUGAGAAUUCCAGCGAUGAAGAGACGGAGACAGCCAAGGCUUGGCUGAGGCGCGCAGGAGAAGCCCAUCCAAAACGUCCCACCAUUGAAAUCAAGCAUAACUAUUGGCAGCUGAGCUGCUAGUGACAUACCUUUGCGGCUCUGCGACUGUUUCCCCGUUUCAGGCCUUCAAUGAAAUCCUGGAGUCAGGUACUGUUCCAACACUACGGUAUAUAGGCAACACUGCAGGUAGCAGGCAGGCUAGCAGCAACUCAGGUGAUUCGUGUACGGCUACAACUCCAAAUAAGGAGGGCUCAUUCUCUCCACCUAUGUUGGGAUUCUGUUCUUUGCUAGACAGAGGCUUCCGCGUGUAGUUCAUGUACUAGUUAUUUUUCUGCAUAUGCUUUCAGCAAUGCAGUACCGCAGCCUUGUUAGUUCCUUACUUAUUGUCACUGUUAAUUUUCUUGGGUCGGCUAUAAUUGGGACUCCCUUUUCUUUAUCCAGUCUGCCCCUUUUUAAUUUGUAAUGCUACCUCUACAUUUAAAUUUCUUCAUUUGCUUGUUCACAUAGAACAGUGUUAUGUUUUUAUUUGCUUAAUGAAGAGCACCUGGGUAGUUGGUUGAA